AUGAUCAAACAAUUAAUUUCAAAAUCAAUUAAAUUAUCAUUUAAUUCAAAUAAUAAAUUAAGAUCAUUUAGAUCAUUCGGUUCAUGUUGUGGUGGUAAUAACAAUAGUAAUAAUACAACAGUUGCCAAAGAAAAAGUUGAAGAACCAAAAAUCCAAGAAAUUACAAUUGAAGAUUUCUUUAAAGUUGAUUUAAGAGUCGCAAAAGUAAUUGCUUGCGAACAAGUUCAAGGCUCUAAAAAAUUAUUAAAGUUAAGUUUGGAUUUAGGUUUUAAAAAACAAGAACCAACCACAACAACAACAACAACAACACCACCACCAACAGAAACUAAAGAUUUAGAAACAUCAAGUGAUACUCAAGAACAAAAUAAUCAACCAGAAUUAAUUAAAGAUAUUAGAACAGUAUAUAGUGGUAUAAAAUUAUUCUAUGAACCAGAUCAAUUAAAAGGUAAAAAUGUUAUUUUUGUUUCAAAUUUAAAACCAAGACAAAUGAAAAUAGGAAAAGAAGUUGUUAUUUCUGAAGGUAUGGUACUUUGUGCAAGUUCUGAAGAUAAUAAAAAAGUAUUAUAUACAACAACAGAUGGCGAAGCUGAUCCAGGUAUGAAAAUGGAUCAAACAAAUAGUGAAGAUGGGUUUUUAAAAAGAUUAAAAGAUAAAACUAAUGGCUAUUUAGAUACCUUACCUUUAAUGACAAGUGUAUUAAUAUCUAUGAUGAAUUUCAUAUUAUCGUUAGUGGCAUAUUAUUUGGAUAUUGGAUAUUCAUAUUAUUCUUGUUCAGUUGGUUUCUCUGGUUGUAUUUUUGCAUUGUUAACUAUACACUGUUUCAAUGAUAAUUUGGUAUCAUUAUAUGGUAUAACAAGAAUACCAUCAAAGCUCUAUCCAUGGGCAAUUUUAAUUAUUACAAAUUUCAUUCUACCAAUGACUUCAUUUGUUGGUCAUUUAUCUGGUAUUUUAAUCGGUACAUUAUAUAUGAAUGGAUAUUUAAAUUGCUUCAUUUUAUCAGAAAGAAGAUUUUGCGAAAUUGAACUUUCAAAUAAUUUAAAUUUUAUAACAAACCAAAGAGGAUUCAUUUCAAGUUCCAAUUUUUCUUGUACCUCUUCUUUUGUUGAUUUAGGUUCAUCAUCAUCUUUGGAUAGUAAUUUUGCAAGGUUAAAAAGAUUUUUUGUGAGUCAUACUAAUAAUAGUGGAGGUAGACAAUUGGGUACAGUUUCAUCAAAUUUAGAGCAAGAGGAUGUAGAAAAACCAUUUAGUAAUAACGACAAUAAUAUAAAUACUGAAAUUAGUAGUGAUAAUACUCAACAACAGCAACAACAGCAGCAACAAACAGCAUCUCCAAAUGUAUUAAAAUAUUCUCCAUUGAUUGAUAUGUCUAAAAUUUAA
Messenger RNA from Dictyostelium discoideum AX4, 1377 nucleotides. RefSeq lists its product as hypothetical. Gene Ontology annotation, molecular function: RNA binding; serine-type endopeptidase activity; tRNA binding. The coding region runs from base 1 to 1377 and encodes 458 amino acids. The record is from RefSeq and is a predicted model, not a curated record. Lineage: Eukaryota; Evosea; Eumycetozoa; Dictyosteliales; Dictyosteliaceae. The transcript is spliced from 4 exons. Gene Ontology annotation, cellular component: membrane.